CAGUACGAGAUUGUACACAACAGUCAAGCAGAAUUGUUAGAAUUUAAAAAUAUACUCUACUUGUAAAACUAUAGUAUAUUUCUAAAUUUAUAAGGAAGAUCACCUGUUUGGUUUGUUCCUAUGUAAAACUGUAGUUAAUAUUUAAAUAAAUUUUACAUAACGCCUACAACACAUAACAAUGUCAACCGAAGGACUUAGCUCAGUUGUAGCCAAUUACUUUGACAAAGGUAUUAUUUUAGUAAUUGCAGACUUACUUAGUCUUAUAACAGUGUCAUCAUGUCUGGUUAUAAAAGUACCUCAAAUAAAUACAAUUAGAGAAAAUAAGUCAUCAAAAGGUAUAAGUGUUAAUGGCUUGUGUCUGGAACUUUUUAGUUACACGGUUAUGAUGUCAUAUAAUUACAGUAGCGGCUAUGAGUUCCUUUCAUACAUGGAGUAUGUCCUAUUAUUAAUACAGGAAUAUGUGCUUAUUUAUUAUACUUUUAAAUAUCAGAAUCUGCUGGGCCAGAAAACUAAAAUUAUGACUGUGGUUUAUAUUAUAAUAGCAACUUUAAUCUAUUUCAAAAUAUUUCCUGUUAUAAUACUCACUUUUCUAGUGCCUUUCUGCACUCCAAUUGGCGCAACAAGUAAAAUAUUACAGUUAAUAGCGAUAUUAAAGUCAAAGGAUGCAAGCUCUGUGAGCCGUACAACAUGGGCAUUAUCCGCUUUUACAAAUGCGACCCGAAUUUAUACCGUAUAUGUACAAUCACAUGAUUGGAUGCUUCUCUCCAACUUUAUUAUAUCAACUUUUAUAAGUUUAAGCGUAUUUACAGCUGCUUGCGUGUAUAAGAAGAAAACUAAAAAGGAAUAAACGUUUUCCAGACUAAGAGAAAUCCUUGAGAAAUCUUUACUAAUCUUAGAAAAUUUUAACAAAA
Teleopsis dalmanni is the source of this 911-nucleotide messenger RNA. Its product is annotated as solute carrier family 66 member 3. Bases 179 to 847 code for a protein of 222 amino acids. The transcript has 5 exons. Lineage: Eukaryota; Metazoa; Arthropoda; Insecta; Diptera; Diopsidae. The record is from RefSeq and is a predicted model, not a curated record.